Adineta ricciae is the source of this 3567-nucleotide messenger RNA. Lineage: Eukaryota; Metazoa; Rotifera; Eurotatoria; Adinetida; Adinetidae. The record is from the annotation of a GenBank genome assembly.
AUGGACAAUCCUGCCAUGCAGCAUGAUGGGCCACGAGUGUCAACAGACGCUCAUCAUAGACGUCGUUCCAAAGCCAGACAAGAUUCAAGUGUGGAUCUAUGGGCUACUGUGGAUAAAUCUCGUCUAGAUCAAGAUGCUCACAUCAUUCCACUUGAUGACCUCUACCAACGUUUUCAUACAGACCAACGCCAUGGUUUAUCCAGUGGUCAUGUCGCAGAUGCUCGUGCCCAGUAUGGCUCAAAUAAGCUUACGCCACCAAAACAACCGAGUUAUAUUUGGUUGUUGUUCAAAGAAUUGUUUAUGGGAUUCAAUAUCAUUCUUUGGUUUGCUGGUGUUCUCGCUUUUCUUGCUUGGAAACCAUUUGGUGAACCUAAUCCACCAAUAUCCAAUUUAGCCUUGGGUGUCGUACUAUUAUUGGUCAUUACUUGUAACUCCGUUCUGAACGUCUAUCAACAACUCAAAUCAAUCAAAAUCGUCGCGGCUUUUUCCAAACUUCUACCUACCCUGGCCACUGUUCGACGAGAUGGAAGUGAACAACAAGUCGUCACUGACGAGAUCGUUCCAGGUGACAUCAUUCUCAUUCGAAUGGGUGAUAAACUGCCAGCUGACUGUCGGUUCAUUGCCUGUGAUGGUCUCAAGGUGAACACGUCCGAGCUGACAGGUGAGUCGAAGCCAAUAACAGCAUCGGUUCGUUGUUCGAGUGAAGUGUUCAUGGAAUCGACGAACAUCGGUUUCUACUCGACCAUGGUUGAACAAGGAACAGGGGAAGCGGUAGUGAUUGCCACCGGUGAUAAUACCGUGUUGGGUAAAAUGUCAAAACUUACCCGCGGCAGUUCAGGCGAUGAAAUCACGGGUUUGCAUCGUGAAGUUAACCGAUUCGUACUGUUUGUCUUGGUUUGUACUGUAAUUGCUAUUGGAAUUUUGUGGAUAACAUGGGGUGCAUGGUUGAAUAAAGACCAUGCAGCAUUUCUUAGCUAUAAUGGAAAUAUUGUGAAUUCAAUUGGUAUGAUUGUCGGCUUUUUACCAGUAGGUCUACCAUCUGCCGUCACUCUGGUGUUGACUAUUGUUGCUAAACAAAUGUACCGACAACGAGUCUUGGUGAAAAGCUUACAGAUUGUCGAAACGUUCAAUGCGGUGUCGGUCAUCGCUACAGAUAAAACUGGAACAUUAACACAGAACAAGAUGACUAUCACCCAUUUGUUAUGGGAUACACACGGUGUUUACAAAGUGCCAUUGCCUAAGCAUGAAGCAGCGAAACCAGAAGGUCUUAUACAAACGAUUCGUCGACUUUCGUCUGGUGUUAUGGAUACAGCCCGUCGUUUAUCCGUUGGAGCAGCAACUAUGGUGCGCAAACUAUCAACAGGAAAUAUCAAUCAACCUCAACGAAUGCCGUCCUUGAAUGAUGAUAAUGAAAAAAAUAACAUUCCUAAUGAAGCCAGUGAAGUUCAAAUUCAAGCAUUUCGCGAUCUGCUACUCGGUGCAGCACUUUGUAACAAUGCUGAGAAACAGAUGGUCCAAGAUGCACAGAUCGGGCAAGAUAUAUCACAAAUGAAAUCGGAGUUACGUGUUGUCGGUGAUGCUGCGGACACUGCCUUGUAUCAUCUCUGUGUUGAUCGGUGUUUUGUCGAUAUCGAAAAAGUUCGCCAGGUCAAUCCACGAUUGAGAGCUUUGCCGUUUAACUCGGCCAAUAAGUUUAUGAUAACAGCUAAUCAAUUGGAAGCAGCAGAUCCUUCAGUACCUGAAAGAGAUCGCACUGUCUUGGUAACUCUGAAAGGAGCUCCAGAUAUUAUUAUUCAACGAUGCUCGGCCUAUAAAACUGAAGCUGAUGACAUUGCCCCAUUGACUGAAGAGAUGAAGAAGUCGUUAUUCGCGCGACAAGAAGAAUUAGGCAAAAGUGGCUACCGUGUUAUUGCUAUGUGUCAGUUAAGAUAUACGCGGCGACAAUACGAUGAUAUGAUGGAAAAACAUAAAGAACAACUACGCUCAAAUCCUCAGAGCGAUGAUCUUAUCGGAUUUGCCCCUAAUGGCUAUUGCUUCAUUGGCCUCUUCUCACUACUCGAUCCACCUCGACCCGAAGUUCCAGACGCUGUCAUCAAAGCUCGACGAGCUCAGAUUCGAGUUGCCAUGGUCACCGGUGACCAUCCAACCACUGCAAAAGCCAUCGCCAAACAAGUCAACAUCUUCACGCCUGAAAUCGCCGACAUCAACGGAGUCGAUUCCUUCAAACUUGAACAAGGCGCCAACGGAAACUACAUGCUCAAUCUCUAUCGAAACGACAAACUCAUUCAACAGCACGAGCCAGGCGAGAUCAAACGAACCGAUUCACUGUCGAAGAACGCCCGAGAAAUGCAGCGACGAGCAUCGAUCGCAGCAGGUGAGAUUGUUCCUGAGAAUCCGCCGUGGUAUGUUCGUGCAUGGCGCUCCAUUCGUAAUCAGUUCGUUGAACCAGAAACUGAUAUCGAGCCCACGGACAAGAUGGAAUACAUUCCUUAUGCAAUCGUUGUAGCUGGCGCUGACAUCAAUCACAUGGAUGACUUCAUGUGGGACUGGGUAUUAUCUCAUCAAGAGUUGGUAUUUGCUCGAACGACACCUGAGCAGAAGCUGCAGAUCGUGACAGAAUUUCAGAGACGAGCAGAGAUCGUGGCUGUGACAGGUGAUGGUACGAACGAUGCACCUGCGCUGAAGUGUGCACAUCUUGGUGUUGCUAUGCAAUCGGGAACGGAAGUGUCGAAAGAAGCUGGUGACAUGAUUUUAUUGGACAAUAAUUUUGCAUCGAUUAUCCAAGCGAUUGAAACGGGCCGUUUGUUAAGUGACAACUUGAAGAAAGUCGCUGUCUAUCUUCUGCCGGGAGGUUCUUGGACACAAAUCUGGCCGGUGUUCUUCAAUCUUUGGUUUGGUAUGCCUCUUGCGUUAUCUGCCUUUCAAGCUACUAUUUUUUGUAUGGUUAACGAUGUUUUCAUGUCGCUUGCUAUGGUAACUGAAAAACCAGAACGUGAUAUCAUGGCUCGUCCACCAGCUAUUCGCUCAAAAGAUCAUUUGCUCAACUUGAAAUUACUCUUCCACGCAUAUGGACUUGCUGGUAACCUCGAAUGCUUCACAGCUUUCUUCUGCUUCUGCUACUAUUGGAUCGAUAAUCACGUGCCAUUUUAUUCCUUCAUGUUUACUUUUGAAAACUUCGGUGUCGAUCCUCUCACACCAUAUUCGGUUGCACAACUAACAGAGAUGACAUAUGUUGCCCAAUCAGUAUACUAUUGUGCAGCAUGUUUGUUUCAAUUUUUCAAUUACUUUGCUACGCGCACUCGAUACACUUCGAUUAUCGAGCACAAUCCAUUUUGGGGCAAAAGUCGAAACUGGUACGUUUUCCCGGCAAUGCUCAUAUCUGCUGGUGUUCAAAUACUUAUCACUCAAGUAGUCUGGUUUAAUCAUGUUUUUCUCACUGGGCCCGUUCCUGUUAAAUAUGUUAUGCCAGCAUUAGGAUUCGGCGCAUUCUGGUUACUCUUCGAUGAAUUAAGAAAACUGUGUAUCAGAAAAUUUCCCCGCAGUAUAGUUGCACGGAUGGCAUGGUAA